Messenger RNA from Macrosteles quadrilineatus (aster leafhopper), 5155 nucleotides. RefSeq names its product chloride channel protein 2-like. The transcript has 20 exons. NCBI's taxonomy places the organism in Eukaryota, Metazoa, Arthropoda, Insecta, Hemiptera, Cicadellidae. The record is from RefSeq and is a predicted model, not a curated record. Gene Ontology annotation, biological process: transmembrane transport; chloride transport. Bases 424 to 3390 code for a protein of 988 amino acids. Gene Ontology annotation, cellular component: membrane. Gene Ontology annotation, molecular function: voltage-gated chloride channel activity.
CUUUGGUGUGAAUCCAUAGUUGUGUUAUUGUAUAGAAAAUUUGUGAACUGGAUGUUAAAGUAUUUUGUGGAAGGUUUUUUGACGAGCCAAAACCAUUCAGUUUAUUUUGUCGAGACAUCUGUGCGUCUUCAAGAACUGUUGUGUCUAACAUUGGAAGUUAACUUGCAUUUCGGGUCAAGAUUUUUGACUUUUUAAACAUACUCUGUUUUUACAGUUAUUCUCUUGGCAAACCGUGUUGUUAUUGCUAAGCCUCGCAUUUAAGUCUAUAACUAACUGUUUGACUCACGUAGUUUCUCCUUACAGAAUCAAUCUUGACCGCGUUCCCAUUAGUGCAAUGAACGCUUUUGACCGCAAAUCCAUGAUUGUCGAAUCCUAGUGGUUCUCCUACAGGACUUGAUCCACAGGACUCACCCGGACUCCAGGAUGCCGCUGAGUCCUGUCCAGGAGGAGAUCCCCGGGAUGGACGGGUCGGAAGGGGACGCCGAGUGGGACGACUUUGACCGACUGUUGACGGAAUACAAGCUGAGGAGACGCGCUGUGCCUACGUCCCCGCUGCUGAGUCGCCGGUAUCUGGAGCAGCAGGAACUAUCAGGAUUCUACCCUUGUCCUCCGCCCUCGCAGGCUCCCGUGCUGCUCGACCCCUACGCUGAAUAUGAGCCCAGCGACUCGAUGUAUGGCCGCUAUACCAAAGAGCUAGGGGAGUUUGCAAAAGAAGAAGCACUAAAACUAGAGAAACAGAGGAGAAAAGAAGAGAGGAUACGCAACGAAGAACUGCACAAAUACAGAGGAAAAUGUGCGUCCAAGCUGGCCUCGGCGGUGGGGUUUGUCUGGAAACACACGUUUGCCAAGUUGGGAGAAGACUGGGUGUUCCUGGCGCUGCUGGGUCUCAUCAUGGCAUUCCUCAGCUUCAUCAUGGACCAUGGGAUCAGCAUGUGCAACAAAGGCCGUAUAUGGUUAUACAGAGACCUAGCGUUCCACCCGUUUGCUCGUUACAUGGCCUGGGUGUCGUUGCCCGUUUGUCUAAUUCUCUUCUCAGCCGGGUUCGUGCACAUUGUAGCGCCGCAGUCUAUAGGCUCUGGGAUCCCGGAAAUGAAGACUAUUUUACGUGGAGUCUCCCUCAAAGAGUACCUGACGUUUCGCACUCUGGUGGCAAAAGUGAUCGGUCUCACUGCCACUCUCGGCAGUGGAUUACCAUUGGGUAAAGAGGGUCCGUUUGUACACAUUGCGAGUAUUGCAGCCACAUUGUUGUCGAAGCUAGUCACCUCGUUUCAAGGAAUAUAUGAGAACGAGUCCCGCAACACAGAAAUGUUGGCUGCGGCUUGCGCCGUCGGUGUGGCCAGCUGUUUCGGAGCUCCUAUCGGAGGUGUGCUGUUCAGCAUAGAAGUCACAACCGUUUACUUCGCUGUUAGAAACUACUGGAGGGGAUUCUUCACAGCAGUUUGCGGAGCAACAGUUUUUAGACUUCUAGCUGUAUGGUUUCAGAAAGAAGACACUGUAAAGGCGUUCUUUCAGACCAACUUUACAAUGGACUUCCCCUUUGACCCGCAAGAGCUCGUAGUCUAUUCUUUAAUGGGAGUAGUGUGUGGCCUGGGAGGAGCAGGCUACGUCUGGUCGCACAGACAAUAUGUGCUGUUCAUGAGGAGGAACAAGAAGAUGAACAGUUUCCUGCAGAAAAACCGCUUCCUAUACCCAGGGAUUGUGGCUCUUCUUGCCUCUACCGUAUCUUUCCCCAUGGGACUGGGCCAGUACAUGGCUGGUGAUCUCAACACUCAUGAUCAGGUUGCUGGACUGUUCAGUAACUUCACCUGGACCAAAGGCUACCUUACAGUAGAGGAGGCUGACACUCUUCGCCACUGGACUACAAAAAACACUGACGUUUUCGUCAGCUUAUGUGGCUUUAUGCUUUAUACGUGGUUCUUCUCCAUUGUUUGCUCUACAAUUCCUGUUCCGUCCGGUAGUUUUAUCCCUGUGUUCAAGAUAGGAGCAGCGUUUGGCAGAGUGGUAGGGGAACUCAUUCACCUGUCUUUUCCCCAGGGAGUCCGUCACGGGAAGUUUAGCACUCCCAUUAUCCCAGGAGGAUACGCGACAGUCGGCGCGGCAGCUCUCUCUGGCGCAGUCACUCACACCAUCUCCGUGUCUGUCAUCGUGUUUGAGAUGACAGGGCAGAUCACUCACAUCAUUCCCAUCAUGAUUGCAGUGUUGAUCGCUAAUGCCAUUGCAGCCCUGCUCCAGCCGUCACUCUACGACAGUAUUAUUCUAAUAAAGAAACUCCCCUACCUGCCAGAUCUGUUGCCAUCAAGCUCAGGGAUGUACAAUGUAUUUGUGGAGGAUUUUAUGGUCAGAGAGGUAAAGUUUAUUUGGAAAAACAUGACUUAUCACGAUCUUAAGAAAGUGUUAAAAGAAAACAGAAGGCUUCGAGUGUUUCCACUAGUUGAAAACCCAGAGAACAUGAUACUGCUGGGAUCAAUACAGAGGAUAGAGUUGAUAAAGGUGAUAGAACGACACGUGGGGAGAGAGAGGAGACUGCAGGUCGUAGCUCAGUGGCAGCGAGAGGCUCAAGAGAGAAUGAGAGAAGAAGAGAGGAAACGACGGGAGGAAGCUCAGAGGCAAAGACGACCAUCAAGAUUUGAGGUUAUCCCAGCUCCGGACAUUCUACGAGUGAAGCAGAUGUCAAACCAUGAACUGGACAGUGGCUUACAGUCACACACCCACUUCCCAGUGUUUGGAACGCAGCCAAAGAAAUCGAUCUUGAAAAAAACAAAUUCAUUCAAUUUGAGAAAUUUCAGUCCUGUUUUGACACCAACAGUCACUCCCUACACUACUGUUACUGGGGCUGAGAGCAGGAUUCGGAUGGCGUUUGAGGCCAUCUUCCACAAGUCAGCCACACUACAAGACGUAGAACCUGAUCCUGAAGCAGGGGUGGAGAUUGGGCGAGGAGAACAAAGCUAUAGUCAUCAGAACACUAUAGCCACUCCAGCCAGUCCUGGCCCGUACAAGAAGGUUCAGCUGCCGAAGGAGCGAGUGAUUGACAUGUCGCCGGAGGACCAGAAACAUUGGGAAGAAGAGGAGAUGAAGGAAAGAGUGAGCUUUGACCAAUGUCAUAUCGACCCUGCUCCAUUCCAGCUGGUGGAGAAGACGAGUUUACUCAAAGUUCACUCAAUAUUCUCCCUGGUGGGGGUAAACCAUGCGUACGUCACAACAAUCGGCCGCCUCAUCGGCGUUGUGGCUCUCAAAGAGCUGAGGAAAGCAAUUGAAGAUUCAAACUGUGGUAAUUUACCAGUGUCACAACAGGUCCAAGGCCAGCCACAACUGCAGCCUGCAGCCGAACAUUUACUGAGCAACGAGAACAACAUGUCCGUCAACAGCACUGUGUCGGCCGACAGUAGUUGAGGAUUGCCGACAUUAGAUAUGUUACAUAUCGGGCGCGGUCAAACCGCCGUUGUGAUCAAUACCGUUACUUAGGUUAUAUUUACCCGUUCGAAAAACUAUUGAGGAUAUUAUUUUGAACAAAUCUAAGAUAGGUUUGUAACCUAGGGUUACUAGCUUCCGGUGCUGACGAUUUAGUUGAUAUUGUAGAAUAAGGAUUCGGAUCUGUCCGCGACUCGUGAUUUUGCAAUUGGAAGUGUGUCAAUGUUUCAAUGCUAUGUAUUAGUAUGAAUCUAGUCUAUAGUAGUAUUAUCAAGCUGUUAAAGUUAACGGUUGGUUGUUUGAGAGAAAUUCUACUUUCAUUCACAUAGGCUGUCAGAAACUAUUUGUAACGUUAAGUUGUUAACUGACACAUAUUUUUUAUAAUAACCAUGGACAUAUUUUUUAUAAUUUAUUUUCAUAUGAUAAAUGAAAAUGUAAUUAGUCAGAUGUAAUCUUUGUUGUAGUUGGUCAGAUAUAAAUUUCUGUUAGUAAUUGAAUAAUCUUCCAAGUUCAUUAUUAGUUUACAAAACUAAUAAAAUUCAUCCAGUGAUAUCAUUGAAUGGUAACAUUUUAACAGCAUCUGCCUAGUUUUAACGUUUCUAGUGAAGCUGAAAUAUACAAUAUAUAUUUCUUACUUCGAUUACAAUUUAGUAUGGAUCUUUAGUAGUAGGCCUACUAUUUUAUGUGAUAUUUACAGUUAAACAUUAUUGAAACCUCACCACUGCUUUGUAAACUCAAUAUUUAUGUUUCUUAAAUAUAAUCUUUUUUGGGCACUCUUUCUACAACUUUUGUUCAAACCAUAAGUUUCUCGCGUCUUUUUGUUAAAAUCCGAAACAUCCUGUUUUAAACAUGUAUGUUUAGAUAUAGAAAUAUAUGAAAUGACACAGAUAAUAGAGAAUUAUGUUUAUACAAAAAGUUAUUGUAAAACUUAGAAUAGGCUAGAUCCAAAUUGUUAUAUUUUUCUAGAUCCCCUUGAUAACUGAAAUAAUUUGUGAAAAUAAUUGUUAAGGAUAGUUUUUUAACAGUUCCUGGUAUGGAUUGCCUUGAUAUAGAGAUUGUGGUGCUAAUUGCAAAUAGAAAGUAGAAAAAAAAACAUUAAAGAUUGACAAGUAAAUCUUAUUUAUUUAUCAAAUAGCAAGUCCGAAGGCCUUUAUUACGUUAUUACGUCAACUAGAAUACUCAGAGGUAAUCGAUUACCUACAUUCAAUGUUUACCUGGUAGUAUUUUAUAAGGGAGAAGACAUUAUUUUAAAAGCAUAAUUAUUAAACUCAUCGUUUGAAAAUUUUGUGUGGUUUUCAUUAUCAGCUGCCACAGUAAAUUAAAAGCUCAAUUGUAAUAGGACAGAGCUCCCAGAAUAAACUGAAAAAAUACCACUAAAGUAGUGAUUAUUUCUUAUAAUAGAUCUAACAUACCAUGGAUGGUUCUAAAAUGAUUGUUUGUGAUGGAUUCUAGUAUCAAUAACCAAAGAAAGUCUUUAUAUGUUUAGAUUUUAAUAAUGGACUUUACAAAAUAAAGUACAAACACUUAGUUGAAAAGAUUAUAGGAACGGAAUAUUUAAAUGAGCCUGUCCUUUGAGGUUUAUGUGAAUAACGUGAUGGUAUGUGGACUAUGGGAACCAACCUAGCUUAUUUCACUUGGCAUAUUUUUAAGUGAUCUUGAAUGUGAUAUGUAUUAGUACAGAAACUUUAUCAUGUUACUAGUUUUGUUUAUAGAAAUUCUUAUGUAAAUAAAUUAUGUACAUAAUGUU